AUGGAGAGUGCGCAGCAUCGCCUAAAGGAGUCGCAAGGCUCCUCUGAUCAGUCCCCCGGUAAAUCCGACUACAAUGACAAUGCUCCGGUGGCCGCGCCGGCCGUCCGCUUCGCCUCAAAAGUUGAGCAAUAUGAUGUUGAUGGAGGCCAGUCGAGACUUGAGCCCACCAAGCAAGCUCCAGAACCCUCUGCUCCUGGCCUCCUCCAGAAUCCAGACGUUACACCCGAACAGAUCAAGGCUCUAUCCCAGUCAUUGGCCGACACAAAUCUGCAGGAGCAGCGGAUGAAGAGUUUCUCAUACCAAGCAUUUUCGCUGCCACCAUCCAGGGUUCCUUCCCAUGACAGUUCCGCCGUUGCUACUCCUCAACAGAGUCAUACACCGACGGGACGUCGCUCCCCAAGGAUGAACAACGCCUUUGAUGUAGCGUCACCUCCUCUGACUCCUGCCGGUACUACGGCACCUGAGUCUGCUUCGGGAAGUCGUCUCAAGCCAGUAAACGCCCAGUCAGAUGGUGGUGUCGACACUUCAGCGAUAACGCCUCAGGCCUCUGGCCAAGGCUCUUUUCCAGCUUCACCACGGAUCGCACUUCCUCAUCGACCAAGCUCGUACGAUCCUUCAGCACUUAAGGACAUUAAUCAGGAGGAGCGGGAAGGUCGACCCACUGGUCAUCGACAAGGCAUGUUCACUCUUGGCAGUGAAUCUGUUCCCGUCUCGAGAGAAAGCAGUCCCUCGGGGAGAAAAACUGCCUCUCAGUAUUACUCUCGUCCAUUCACGCCAGCAGCAGAUCUCAACGACCCUUAUGCCGCAAGCAAACGGGCCCCAGCAAGUCGAAGCUCUGCAAAUAUCGAUUCUCGUUUCGUCUUUUCUAGAAAAAAGGGACGUGGCUCCCCUUCGUCGUCCUCCACGAAUUUGGCCAAGCCCGAUAAGUCUGAGAAGCGGCAUUCCGGCUUUCUCGGCGUUCUUAACAAAGGCAGCCAUCAUGAUCUUCAGCAUACGGGCACUGAUUCGACUACACAUAGCCGCAACGCGUCAAUGUCAGAUCUGAAGCGAUUUUUCAAGGUUGGAGGUGGUCAUAAGGCGAAGAAGUCAGAAUCUCCGGUUGCUGCCGCUGCCAGACCCCAACUCCCAGCAAGCCGACCAUCUUAUCAGGUACCUUUUGCCGAUGAUCAUGGCUUGUCCUCUAAAUAUGGAAAGAUUGGCAGAGUGUUGGGCUCUGGAGCUGGAGGAUCCGUAAAGUUGAUGCGGAGGCACGAAGACAACACAGUGUUUGCAGUGAAGGAGUUCCGCCCGAGGCAUACGUACGAGACGGAGAAGGAGUACGUUAAGAAACUGACAGCGGAAUUUUGCAUUGGAUCAGCUUUGCAUCACGGCAACGUCAUCGAAACCUUGGAUAUUGUGUCGGAAAAAGGAAAGUGGUACGAGGUUAUGGAAUAUGCCCCGUACGAUCUGUUUGCCAUCGUAAUGACAGGGAAAAUGUCGAAAGCCGAAGUCGCCUGCUGCUUCCUGCAGAUACUCAAUGGUGUCACAUAUCUCCACAGCAUGGGUCUGGCGCACCGGGAUUUGAAGCUGGACAAUGUUGUUGUUAGCGAGCAUGGCAUCAUGAAGAUCAUCGACUUCGGCAGUGCCCAUGUUUUCAAGUACCCAUUUGAGGGCGGCAUUGUGUUGGCAUCCGGCAUUGUUGGAUCUGAUCCAUACUUAGCACCAGAAGUAUACGAUGAACGCAAGUACGAUCCCCAGGCUGUUGAUAUAUGGUCUUUGGCCAUUAUCUUCUGCUGCAUGUCAUUGCGAAGAUUUCCUUGGAAGGUCCCUCGAUUGACAGACAAUUCCUACAAACUAUUUGCUGCCGAGCCAACGCCUGGGCAUGAUCCCAAGAAACUCAUUCUUCCUUCGAAAUCAACUAACGACUUGGCCAAUACCCCCCAGCGGGACAUGUUUCCCGAGGAGCAACCCAAGCAGAAGAAUGACCAGGGCGAGAAUCAAGUCCAGAAGUCUGAAAAGUCGGAGAAGCCAGAGAAGCCAGAGAAGCCAGAGAAAUCAGAGAAGUCUGAAGUAGCAUCAUCGUCAUCAAAGUCGGCACAAGCCAACGGAAAUGGCUCUUCCACAACAAAGGAUGCCCCGCCGCCCAAGGAAGUAAUCCGGGGCCCUUGGAGGCUGUUGCGAUUGCUUCCUCGUGAGAGUAGACAUAUUAUCGGUUGUAUGCUCACCAUUGAUCCCCGGAAGCGAGCUACCAUGCAAGAUAUUCUUGACGAGCCAUGGGUAUCCGAUACGGUGAUUUGCCGACAGGAGGGUCCGGGCAACGUAGAACCGGCCCUAGACCACACGCACAUUCUUGAGCCCCCAGCAUCGCAGGCCAAAUAG
This is a messenger RNA of Pestalotiopsis fici W106-1, 2358 nucleotides long. RefSeq lists its product as uncharacterized. Gene Ontology annotation, molecular function: ATP binding; protein serine/threonine kinase activity. The transcript is spliced from 4 exons. Bases 1 to 2358 code for a protein of 785 amino acids. Gene Ontology annotation, biological process: protein phosphorylation; intracellular signal transduction. Lineage: Eukaryota; Fungi; Ascomycota; Sordariomycetes; Amphisphaeriales; Sporocadaceae. The record is from RefSeq and is a predicted model, not a curated record.